AAUGAAUCCCAGGCCAGAUCUCAUCAUUAAUUUUACAUCCAGUGCCGUUAGCCAAAGAUAGUCUUCAUUUGUACUCAUGACUCCUUCACAAACGAACUUCCCCGCGAUCCGCGCAUGCAUUUUCGAUAUGGAUGGACUUCUCCUCAACACCGAAGACAUACUCACCCUAUCCAUGAAUCAACUUCUUGAGAAGCAUGGAAGACCUGCUCUUACCCGGUCAAUUCGAGCUCAACUCAUGGGUGUCCCAAACUCUUCCAAUGGUGAUGCGUUCCAUGACUGGGCGGAGUUACCUAUCUCCCGCGAGCAGUGGGCGCAUGAAUCGGGGGAACAGAUGAGAUUGAAUUUCCCGAAUUGUAAGGCGCUGCCUGGUGCGGAGACGCUUCUGUCAAAUCUUAGUCGUGCACGUAGUGUUUUUGCUGGGGACAGAAUUGAGCUGGCAUUAGCAUCCAGCACAAACAGCCAUAGCUACAAGUUAAAAACGUCAAAGCAAGAACCAAAACGGCUGCUUGAUUUCUUUCAAUCUGACAAACGAGUACUAGGCGAUGAUCCACGAGUGGGACAGGAUCGGGGUAAACCAUGGCCUGACAUAUAUCUGGUCGCAUUGCAGGCCUUGAACUCAACGAGAAACUCUAGCGAAAAGGCAAUCAUGCCUAACGAAUGUUUGGUGUUCGAGGAUAGCGUGACUGGGGUGGAAGCUGGAAGAAGGGCUGGGAUGAGGAUCAUAUGGGUACCGCAUCCAGAUAUGGCAGUCGAGUAUGGAGCAAGGCAGAAGGAUAUAUUAACCAGGAGGACGGGAAUGAUUGAAGUGGGAGACGACUGGCAAUUAGGCGACAUUGGUGAUGGCUGGGCUGAAAGCAUACCAAGCCUGGAACAUUUUGAUUAUGAGAAGUACGGUAUCAACGUGUCGUCCUGAGUAUCCUUCCGGGAACAAUUCUUAUCAAAUUCAUUCUUUCCACGGGACCAGGGAUCCGCGCCUACGGUUAAGAUCUGUCAUUCCCCAAACCCAAACGUCCAGUUGUUGACCUCUUUGC
Molecule: messenger RNA, 1031 nt
Organism: Truncatella angustata
Lineage: Eukaryota; Fungi; Ascomycota; Sordariomycetes; Amphisphaeriales; Sporocadaceae
Product: HAD-like domain-containing protein
Exons: 2
Coding region: 77-913 (278 amino acids)
Molecular function (GO): phosphatase activity
Source: RefSeq, a predicted model, not a curated record